GGGCUUCUAGAGGCACUUAAAAAGGUUCAUACGGAGAAUUUAUUGAAUGAUACAGAGCAGAAUAACACCCAUGAUGACGUCUCUAAAUAUCCAUUUAAUGUCCAGAUUUUGACUCGAGGUUUUAAAACCUGCUCCCCAAGUUAAAUCUUCACCUUUUUUCUGACUUAUUUAUAAUGACAUCAGUAACACUCUGUCUGCACUGGGACCACACAAAGAAAGCUGCACGUGUGUCUGACUCUUACACACAGUCUUUUGUUUUCAGAAACAAGACUGCAGCAGUGGGCUCCAAUGCACAGCUCCACUACUUCCUGAAUUUAAGACAGCUCCUUUAUUUCCUGUCUCACAUGAUUGGACAAACUGAUUAAUCCAAGUGUGACUGAUCGCUGUGACUACUCAGACACACCUGGAUUAAUCAGUUUGUCCAAAAAUGUAACCCCAUUUAGGAUGACUGAGAUCUCAAAGGUAAAAGUUCAGUGACAAACAUGCAAAUUAAUUUACCAGAGAAGAAACAGAAAAAUUAAACCUGAAAACAAAGGAUGUUUUGGGAAUAUUGUACGGGGAGUUUCCCAGAGUCACUGAACAGGAACUGGAAAUUUUACUGCUAAGCUUCCACUAAAAUAUACUCAUGAACCUUAAAUUUACACGUCAUGUUUUACACAUUUUAUUAUGAAUAUGAUAUAAACACUCAGAUGAUCAAACUUUAAUUUUUGUGGAAACAUCUCUGCUUGUUUUUUCUGUUUUCCCUCCCCAAUAAAAAAGGUUUGUCCAAGUCUGAAUUUGACAUUAAAAAAAAACAAAAAAACUGAUGUGAUGAUGAGAGUAGAUCCAAGGUCAUCAUACACCUCCUCUCCUACGUGCUGUUAUUAAUAACUGUCCCACAUACCGUCACCCCACUCUGGUUUCUUGUUGGUCAGCUGCCUGUGCCCUCUGUCACUGAACCCACGUCCCCUCUGCCCAAAUGUUCAUCCAAAUCCACACAAUUACAACCAUAAAAAAGUGUGUUUGUGUAGUUUAAUCGCUUCAAAUGUGUACGAGAAGGAAUUAGACACAAAAAGUACAGACACACACAAACAAACUCCACCUGCCUUUUUUAUUUAAAUAACAAAGCUCUGAGAUACACCCACGGUAUUUACAAAGAUACACUUUAGCUUGCAACAAAAAAUAGUGAUUGGACUGCAAAAAUAUGGCAUCUAUUGUAGCAACCCUUCAGUCAGUGAUUGUGAUGUACUUAACUUUCCAGACUAGACUAACACUAUGAGGGAGAGGGGUCAGAAUAGGUCAGGGGGAACACUGUAAGGAGGGAGGGCUGCAGUGAUGGUUUUCAGGGUUACACCAUCACCUCUUUAACGUUUGUGUUUGAUUUACAGAGUAUUGGCACCUAAAAUAAAAGAAACUUGGCAUAAAAUUCGAUCAGCAUACCUUAACGUGAAAAUGAAACAUCUCCAGAGUAAGAAAAACUUGGAGCUAAGGUGCGCUCUUCCAUGAUGCGACUUUACUACCAUUAGGAACAGCAUGCCUGAAUAGAAUAUGGUAUAAAAUAGAAUUAAACUAUCUUAUAGAUGAUAUAACACUCAAAAUUGUAUUUUUACAAUCGUAGGAAGUGUGGCCUCUUUAUUUUUAUGUAACAGUGAGUUAAUGUAAAACACAAACAUUCUUCAUGCAUUGAUGAUGAGCGAUCCCUUCACAUCGAUUUCCCUUACCAUGAGACAAACCACAUCAACUUUUAUCACCAAAAUCCAGCUUGUAAAGUUCACAGUCUUUCUGGAGUAUGAGACUUGGAGAGGAGGGGUGUAACAGCUGACUGAUAUCACCGAUCCGCCAUACAAUCAUUUCUCUUCACGAGCCCUUUAUCAUGGAAUAAUGCCACAGGCUGUUUAUAUAUAUGUGGAUUCAAUUUACCUACUCCUGUUCUAAUAAGAUGAAGCAAAUAUUGGCGACUUUGUUUGCUUAUUUUAAACACUGAAACAUCUUAAGCGAUGAGAAUAAAAGCAAAAACAUCCCAAAUAAGUAUCAUGACACUCAGACACAGUUAAAUAUGAAUAACUCUUAAUGAUACAGCCCAACAGUAGAUCUUACACUCUCUAAGUGUACAAAACAGAAGAGCGACAUCCUCUGAUGACCCGCACUUAAACUUGAAAAUCACAUGCGUUUUUAAAAGAUCUUAAAAUUCAUUUAAAACUUCUUUUUUUUUUUUAUUGCAAAUCCAUUUCGAGUACUCUACAGUGCUGUAUGAUUGGUCCAUGGAUCACUUGAGUGGAUCUGGUUUGUGCAAAAGUUCCUGUAGAUAGAGUGCGAACUACCGCUGGGCUGUAAAAAAAUAAAGUACUGUUGAAAUUUGCAGGCCAAGUCUCAACGUCCAAAAACACAACUCUCACAGCACAACAGGCAAGUUAAAGCUUAAGUUCCCCAAACUAAAAGUUGAUUUAGGACACAGCCGAUUAAAGCGAAUGAGCCUUUUUUUUUCCCUUUACACUUUAUGUCUUUUAGUCCCGAUUCAAAGUGACAAACUCCCAACACUCGAAACAUGGCACGUUUAAUUCCACCCCUGGUAAAACAGCUAAAAUGUGCACUUAACUGAUGGAUAAAUUAAAACAGAUGAAAUGAUUUUUUUUUUUCACUACCACAACUCAAACAAUAUAUUAAAUCUUCAAUAUGAACCAAAAGAGCAAAGUAAAGGCAAAGAUUACAUGUUUCAAAUACAGUAUAAUAAGCUGAUUCAAGUGUUGAACUGAAUUAAAAACUGACUGGAUCAAGUUUCAAUGUGUCCGGAAACUUUGAGAUCACAGUGAACUAUCAGAGAAGAUCGCAGAAGUCUGUGCCUUUACAGAAAUAAGUGUUCUUGUCUUCAGUGUCUCUGUGCUGUUUAGAAUAAUUAUUGACUCUCUACCAUUGGUACCAUGGUGUUGGAAUUAUUUACUGGUUUGUUCACAUAAAUACAGCUUGAAACUGCCAUAAAGCAAGAGUAAUGGAGGGUUCCUUCUGUUGGAGAAGGAUCCCUUGAGUGGAGGUAGACAGAAAGUGGACUAACUUAACACAAGGAGUUGAUGUUGAUGCAAAAACUCCAACAUAAUGCUUACGAGAGCUGGAUGUCUUUGUAUGUGAGGAGCCUUGAAGUUUUUGCCGACUGAGCAGCAUCAUGCAGGGUCGUAUGGAUGGCAAACAUAAAAAGGUAGGUAUGAUUUAAGGCCAGAUGAGAAAAAAUACAGCUGCUGAGAUCACGUCUGAUGCACCUCGUGAAACAUCAGCUCUCUCGGGAUACGAGUCUCUGGGCCGUACAUCUUGCAGGCUCGCCGCUCGAACGCGGCGACGUUCUGCUUUACGACCUCGUCGAAGAACAUGGUGGCUAACUGGGAGUGCAGCAAAGAGCGGAACUCGAAGGAAAUCUGUGGAGGAUGAAAACAACAAUCAAUUUAGUUCGUGUUAGCACAAAAAAAAGGGUAAGAAAAAUGUAUAAGGACAAAUUAUGAAAAUAAAGAGGUGUGUCUUAUUGGUUGACAUAAGUAUUAUUAUUUUAAAUCAAUUUUAGGUCUUUUGGUCACAUGACAUGGUAGCUAUUGAAGGAAAACAGCCUUUUUUGAGAACAUCAACCAGUAAUUUAUUGAUGGUCCCUUAUUCAACACCCAACGUUGACAGCGAAGAUGCCAAGAGGAUUCCUGGUUAUGGAGAGUGAGAAGACACCGGUAGAUCUGCAGUGAAUGUCCGUCAAAUAUCCAACCUAAGACUAACUUCAUGAAAAAAAAUUUGUUGCCUUGGCUGAUUUUUUUUAAUGCACACAUGAGCCCCUAAAUACAUUUUACAGUUCGCACACAUCUAUUUUUAGUCGCAAAUGCGAGUGAAACGGUGGUGCUGUCGAGCCCUGGGCUAACCUUUGGCACAAGCUAUGGCAUGAUUUCAACAAAGAUAUCAGGCUCAAACCAGGUUUCAAAUCAAGAUUGAGUGUUGACAAGUCCUGUUAUUGAGUCAAGGCAGAGUGAAGACUCACGCCUAAAACACCUCAAAUGUGUGAGCUUAGUGUUCUGUCCACAUAGUUUAGCUCUGUCUCACUUCCUGGCCCAAUGUAAGCAGGUUUGAAGCGUAACAGAGUACAUCCAUGAGUAGCUGGACACUAACAGCAGGUUACUCAGUCUGUCUGUGUUUGAUCUAAAGUUCAAUUUGGUUCUUAUUCCGUGACUUUUGAGCCUCUAUCACUUGUGAGUAUGCAAUGUGACUAAAAAGUUGUGUUCUUGCAGGUUUCAAGAGUUAAAUAUUUCUAAAUCUGUGAAACUCUGACAGGAGGCAAAACACUCGUGCUCUGCUAAUUUUAGGGGUUGAGAAAGUUAAUACUCUUAGCAAAGAAAAAGUUGUACAUAAAUCUGUAAAAGCAGCAAGUGCAAAAUGAGUGACCCAGGUGAAGCUCAGUGUUUACUAUCAAGACUUAAAAAUGCAAAACUGCGUGUCAAGAGAGAAGCGCAGGGCAAGAGAUCAUAUCACACAUCAUAUGAGUCAUCACAGUGACCAAACUGAGGGCGACUUACUGAAAAAUCUACGGUGCAGGUGCGAGGGUAGCCAGGAAUGCCGGGACUAAAGCGCCAUAUUGUCUCAAGGUGAUUGAACAGCUUUCCAUCUGUACACACCGCCUGAAAGUCACACAAAUGACACACUCUGUGAACACCGCAGAAAUAUUUAGUCUGAGCGAAUUGAGUUGGUGUCCCAGAAGCCUUUUGUUGUUUAUUUAAUCUGCGGUACUGCAUAAAAACCACAGCCAACCAAAAAUGAAACGGAUACAGAGAAGCUUCAUGCACUUACUUUGACUAGAUGAGGCCGCACACUCGUGAUCAUGGACGUGUAUCUCUCGACCACUGGAGGAAAUCCCACUUCAAGUUGGGCUUUGGAGUGGCCCGCUCUUCUCAUGAUGGUCUGGGACUUUUUACACCAGGGGACAAAGUUCUUGUACUCGUCAACGUUGGCCACAACAUCGUACAUUUCCUGCAUUGAAAAGCUGAAACAGAGAGUGUAAAAUCAGAGAGAAUAAAAUCAAAAGGUACCAGAAGGUGACUUUAUCAUAAGCUCAGACUGGAAAUUUACCCCAGUAUCCGACGCUCGGAGUAUUCCUUCCUUUUGUUGGUCAGACUGAUGAAGUUUCUGCUUUGGGGAGCAGCGGUCAUUGUGUCCCAAUCUUGAAGGCAAAGCACUCUGGGAGAUCUUGUCAUCAAAAUGCCACAUGAUGACAAGUGUCUACAAGUUAAGAGAAAAUGUCAUGAGCGCCAGAUUCCAGAAAGAAGUCAAACUGCUCAACAACAACAACAACAAAAAAAGGCCCACUAUGUUCCAGUUUACAGCCGCCUAACUCAAUGAACACAGAACCAGCAGCUCAUGGAAGGUCUGUGUGUUGUGAGGGUGCUGGUGUUUUCUGUUUCUGUUGUGCUGAUGGAAAAAAAGGUAUGCAGUGACACCCACUCAGGCUUGUUGCAUCACUUAGCGAUGUGUUUUCCUGUAGGUGGACGGUAGAGUCUUGACAGCCUCAAACUAAUGAUUUCUGAUUAGAACAAAACAUUAAUACUUAUGGGAGUACACUUUGUAUUUUUACCUAAUUAAAGCUGAUGCAAAUAACUACACUUGAUAACCAGUGAAGUAGUUUCUUGUUUAACCCUCUUUUGUGUUUACCUCUUUAUGUUCAACAAGUUAUUGAGUUAUUUUAGUGUAUAUAAACUCUUUAAUAUAAGCUUGUUUAGCACUCUGCAUACUGAUAUCACAAUAUUUAACUAUGUUUUUGCACAUCAUCAGCAGGUGACCUAGGGCUGGGCGAUACAACGGUAACGAAAUACAUCGAUGAUUAAUUUUCCUCAAUAUCAAUAUAGAACAUAGUCCAUAUGCUUUUCGGUUGUCGGCAUUCUGCCAUGUUUUGGUAGACUAUACGAUGAAAAGGAGAGUUGCUCCGGGUCCACUUCGCACUGAACCAAUCAUGUGCUUAAUUAGAACCAAGUGGCAAACAACUGUGUAGUAGCAGGUUGCAGCUACACACAACCAUAGCACUUUAACACGUGAAGCCGACAGCACUGUCGCUGAGAAAAAAAGAAAAUGAGUGCAAGAUAAAGGCUUAAAAAAAAUGUCGACAACACUGGCACGAAAAAGUCGGUGGUGUGGAGGUAUUUUGUUUUUUUGAGAUCGGGCAUGAAGCAGAGUAAUGUGCACUGCAAAUUAUGUCGAGUACAUGUUCUCACAAAGUCGGGGAAUACCGCAAAUCUUUUUCACCACCUGAAGCAGCGCCCAGCACAACGCACGCACAAUGCAAAAAGCUACCAACCCUGAGUGGAGCAAGAAGCCCAUGGCACCUGUGCCGCCGAAACAGCUGACCAUUCAGUCAGCUUUCUCUAGUCUAGAGCAACACCUUACGACAAAACGUCAAAGAGACACAAAGACCUCACAGAUGCAGUAGCUUAUUGUAUUGCAAAAGGCAUGCAAACAAUAAACACUGUUAAACUUCAUUUUUUAUAUUGUGAUAUAUAUCGAUAUUGACUGAUAUGAAAAAUUUAUAUUGUGAUUAACUUUUUCCAAUAUCACCCAGCCCUAAUAUAAGCCUAUUUAUCACUCUGCAUAUUGAUAUCACAAUACUUAAUUAUGUUAUUGCACAUCACCAGCACAUGUCCUUCAUGUGCAUUUACAUUAUUGAUACACAUGAAGGAGAUACCAUGUUUUUACCACAAAUCAACUGUAGUUUCUGAUAUUUCAAUAAAUAUUGCAUUAGGGAAACAUACUGCAUUAUUAUCAUGCAGAAAUGAAUUACCCUACAUGCAUUAGUGACUAUUAUAUAAUUACAAAACAGCAGUCUUGUGAUUUCUGAGUAUUCACAUUAUGAUUCAUCAUUAUAUCUGAUAAAUACAAAGUGUCUCUAAACAGUAGGAUGGUUGUCAUUGGUACAAGAGCAAGGGGGUCACAAAGUACUGACUGAAAGUCAAAACUGGGAAAGAUAGGGACCCGACUUUGGUCCAUAUCCCUUAGAUUUUCAUGAAAUAUACAUACUCACUCAUAAUGAGUAACUGAGUCUAGACUAGACCCGGGUCAACAGGGUGCCAACGUAACAAGGUCCCUGCACCCUCCUUCGAGAUAAGAGCUGAAAGUGGACCACCCUGACAGAGUUGGCCCGUAACCUUCUCACUCCAUACCGCUCAGUCUAAAGGGGGCCCUGUGUCUGCCGCUCUGUGUUGAAGCUCGAACUGUAUGUUGUUAUAAUAAUAGCCUGUUAGUGUGUGUUCGUGACAGGCUCACCUGAUGUUCUGUCGCAGACAUCCUCUCGUCACCGCUGUGCGGCAGGAGCGAGGGGAGCCCACCGUAGCGAUCUGCAGAAAGUCACUGAAAGUCCGCACUCCCAUAGGUAACCGCCGAGCUCCGGCUGUAGCUGCCAUCAAACCGGCAACUCAGUGAGAGGAAGAGGGUCCUGGAUCAGGGCAGAUGGGCCCGGGGGGGGGUCUGGUCCAAGACCGGGAGGAGGGAUUCUCGGCGUAACUAACGUCAGUGACGAUGAUCAACUGCUAACGUUAGCGAACCUCUGCUAGCAAGGUUUCAUAACGAGCCAGAGCGGAACGCGACAAACGGCCCCAUCCCUCUGUUUUAAGAGAAAUACUGACACUACUCCACGUCUCUAGAGUCAAACUGAAACAAAUUACAGUUAUUCGGUCUUGUUCACGUUUUCAUUAUUGUCAAAUACAGCCGAGCCGCCGACGACCUUCUGCUGCUAAAUAAAACGCCGGUGGGACAAACUGUCCCUUUCUUCUGUCCGCUAAUCUUCGGUACAAUCCAACCGCGUCAUGGUGCAACUGCGCCCCCCAACGGUGUGGAGAAUAACGCAUCUUAUUUCUUUCGCUGUUUGUGCAUCAACGCUUUUGAGGUCAUCUUUUGAUUUGUUUAUUACGGUGGCUGAGGACCGCCACUGCUGCAAAUAAAAAAAAAGAAUGGAAAAAAAAAAAAGUCACAAGGGAAGUUACUGGUGCAAAAAAGCAAAAAGAAACCGAAUAGACAUGUUCAUAUUUCAUGAAGCAUCUGAUAGCUAACUAUAAGUCUCACUGCGAAGAGACUAAAUUCUCCAGAAUUUACAAAAACAGAAGGCACAAAUAAGUCAACAUUUUUAUUUGCCAUGUAGAAUUAUUAAUUUUGGACGUUGAAUCAACUUUGUUGUACAUCAGAGCUUUUUUUAACUGCAUUGAAAAAUCUACAGUGGCCGAAAACCGCCACUGCUGCAAAUAAAGAAAAAAAGAGCGCAGAUAAAAAAGCCACAACGGAAGUUCUCAACGAAAAAAAAAAGUGGCAAUGGAAAAGAAAAAAAUAUACAUGUUUUUUUAAUCUGCACCAUUUCUUUUUUAUUUGCAGUGGACUUUGGUUUCUUUCUUUCUUUCUUUCUUUCUUUUGCAUCAGUGACUUCCGUUUUUUUGCAUUCAUUUAAGAAUAAAUCUUAAAAACUGACUUACAUGUGAUGUGUAUUUUAUGGGAAAAUAUGGUUCCAGGAAUAGUUAGUGGACAAUCAUAACCAUUCUGUUUCACUGGUGUCGUAAAUGCAGACUAAAAAUCAAGACAAUCGACAAUAUUGUAAAAUCGAGAUUUAAAUCGAAUCGGCAUCCAAAAAUUGUAGAAGAAUCGAAUCGGAAGAUAAGCAUAUCGUCCCAGCCCUUAUCUAUCAGAUGCUUCAUGAAAUAUGAACAUGUCCUUUGUCACUGUAUUAUUCAGUCGAUGCAGGUACUUACAGGGUGCGUUAUAGAUGUCCCCCAUACGAUGGUGCCAUUUCACCCUCGGAGGCGAAACCAGACCGCCACGCCUGUAGGCGGACCAGCACAGUCGUAGCCUGUAUCGUCAGACCAGACAUAGGAUACAGACAACAACAGUGACAGAUCAAGACCGCAUUUCUGUUUGCAACCAGCGAUGGGUGUAGUCUGAAAAGUGGAUAUAGUAGCGCACCGCAAUAUACCUCGAAGUUCUAUCCUCAUGAAGGAGCUCCGUCCUGGCUGAGUUUGGGAGAUGGGAGUACUCAACAUUGCAGACCAGGUACGCUGAAAAGAAAAGCACUCCGUGUUCGUGCUGUGGCGCAGUCUAUUUGCUGGGAGAGACCUGCUCUUGUGCGCAACAAAAAACGUCUAAUUCGCGGAACGAAUUCCGUCCGUGGGCUGCUGAUUGAUCGUGCACCCGUAUCGUGUUGUAAAUUCGAGUAUUCAUAUUAUAGAUCCUCACAGUAGGCGAUGUUUGGCUUUCGUACACGAACAUAUACGUUGUUGCUGCUCUAGUAUAGGCCCUCCUCUGGGUCAGGGCCAGCUCUGGAGCGGAAUUAGCCAGAGCCGCUUGGCUAGCUGACGUACGUGGAGAGACAAGGGCCUGCAGGCCUCAGACUAGGGCUCCGAGUAAUUGCUGGAAGAAAUACAUAAUCGCACUCGGUUAUUUAACUGUACGAUCAAUGCAUUACGCACAAUAACACAAAAACGAUAACAUUUGGAGGGAUUUAACUUCGAGAUUAUGGUUUGUAGAAAGAACUAGAUGAAUCCUGGCGUUCAUGCCCGGGUUAACAUUAGCGUAAAUGUCUGCAGCUCUCUCUCGUAGCCGUAACCCUUCUGUUUUUCUCUGAAUUGCAGCCUCCUCUGGUCCAGGCCAUCUUCAAUCGUAAUGCUGAAGAAGUUCAACUAAUAUUGCACAAAAAGGAGGAUGUCAAUGCACUGGUAUGUAUGAUGCAUAGCUGCCCUGCAAAGUCCAGAGGGUUCAUAUUAUCAAGGGCACAGACGGGCCUCGUAGUAUGGUAACAGACGAAAAUCAAACUCAUUAUAUUGUUUUAUUUUAUGUUUUUAAACAGGACCAAGAGCGCCGUACGCCACUUCAUGCUGCUGCCUGUGUGGGCGACGUCCAUAUAAUGGACCUCCUCAUUGAAUCAGGUUAUUUUUGGUGUUUUGACUUCCCUUUAAAUUUGGUGCAGGCUCCAUCUUUUGUUAUAACCCCUGUAGGCCUCUCCAUCAUUGUCAUUUCACAGUGUAGUCACAAUUUUUAAUCAUGUUUUGUGUCUUUUUUACUUUGCAGGUGCCACUGUAAAUGCUAAAGACCAUGUAUGGUUGACCCCAUUGCACAGGGCAGCUGCUUCCAGAAAUGAAGUAAGCGUUGAAGUCAUUAAUUUUAUUCUUGAAAACAGUCGAAUUAUCCCUGCCAGAAAACUUCGACUAAUUCAAUUAAGCCUCUGUCCACAGCGCUUAAAACCCUCAUUAAGAUUCAUGUAAUGCUGACGGAGGAAAAUGCAGCAAACCAGAGAUAUGAAAUAUGCUCUAAGCUCUUGAAUUUGCGUCUGCUUUCCCCAGAGGGCAGUGGGUCUGCUGCUGAGGCGCGGUGCAGAGGCGAACGCACGAGACAAGUUCUGGCAGACACCUCUGCAUGUGGCUGCUGCCAACCGUGCCACGCGCUGCGCAGAGGCUCUGCUGACCCAGCUGAGCAACCUGAACAUGGCAGAUCGCACCGGCAGAACUGCCCUGCACCAUGCAGCUCAGAGUGGGUUCCAGGAGGUACGUCCACGGUUAUUUCCUUUCCGUUUUGAGCGCUCUCUUACAUGAUGAGAACCUAUAAAUACACUCUUCUCUUUUGCAGAUGGUGAAGCUGCUGCUGAACAAAGGGGCCAACCUGAGUGCCAUCGAUAAGAAGGAGAGACAGCCCAUCCAUUGUGCUGCUUACUUGGGUAAGCAGGUUUCGUCUUCUUGCCAGGGCUACUCAGCACAAAUCCUCAUUGUCUAAUAGCAGUGAUGGCUCAUAUUGUUCGUGGUUAGCCGCACGAAGAUGAUGAGCAGUAACUUGGAUUAUAAAUCACGGGUGAAAGACAGAAACAUGAUGUCGUGAUGAUGUCUUAAUAUGUUGCAUUCUCAUUCUGUAUGGAGAGUUUAAAUGGUGUCAUAUUUGUGUGUUUCCUGUAGGACAUGUAGACGUCGUGAAGUUGCUCGUGUCCCGCAGUGCAGACAAGAGCUGUAAGGACAAGCAAGGCUACACACCUCUUCAUGCUGCUGCUGCCAGCGGUCACAUCGAAAUUGUAAAGUACCUACUGCGGAUGGGGGCAGAGGUGAGCGCUACUUUUUUCUUCCAUAUUGAUGUUUUUUUUCCAACUUAAGAUGCCUCAAUAUUACCAAGAGUGCUUUAUCAUCCAGCUCUUUUUUUUGGCACGCUCUGAUGUUUCUUUCUUGCGUGUGUUUUCCUUCCAGAUCGACGAGCCCAACAGCUUUGGAAACACUCCCCUCCAUGUGGCCUGCUACAUGGGGCAGGAGGCUGUGGCUACAGAGCUGGUGAACCACGGAGCUAACGUUAACCAGCCCAACAAGUGCGGCUACACCCCUCUGCAUCUGGCCGCCGUCUCCACCAACGGUGCCCUCUGUCUGGAGUUGCUGGUCAACAAUGGGGCAGAUGUCAACCAGCAGGUAUGAAGGGUCUUGAAUGGAAAUAACAGCAGCACUGCAUCAGGCUGCAGUUAUAGGAAUGGACAGAAGUGUUCCUCUGAAAUGACAGGAUGUGAUUUUUGUGUCUUCACCCCACAGAGCAAAGAAGGGAAAAGCCCCUUGCACAUGGCAGCCAUUCAUGGACGCUUCACACGCUCUCAGAUUCUCAUCCAAAACGGUCAGUCAUCGUCUCUCAGAAUCGUCCGCUCAUCUCUUGUCCUUGUAGGUCUUUAAUUCACUCCCUUUUCUCGUCUUCUCUCUGUCAGGUGGGGAAAUUGAUUGUGUGGAUAAGUAUGGCAAUACUCCUCUCCACGUUGCUGCUAAGUACGGCCAUGAACUGCUGAUCAGCACUCUGAUGACCAACGGAGCAGACACGGCCAGGUAUCUGAGAGCUCUAAGUGGUAUUGGUGAUAAAUAUCAUCAGGGUUGUAAAAACAGACUCUAAUGUAUAUCUGUAAAGCUGUAAAACACUUAUAUUAACUUUUUGAUGAUCUUGUUUGCGUCUUUUUUUCUCGCUUUUGCAGACGUGGGAUCCAUGGAAUGUUCCCCUUGCACUUAGCUGUGCUGUACGGGUUUUCAGACUGUUGUCGCAAGUUACUCUCCUCAGGUUUGUCUUCGUUUUAAACUCACGUCCUCCCUCGUCAACUUAAUUUCUUCCUCUGUGUUUGUACAUUCUUGGACGUUGCCGUUACAGUCCACUUUUUCUUGGAAACCCUGCAGGUCAGCUGUAUAGUAUAGUUUCAUCCAUGAGUAAGGAGCACGUACUAUCGGCUGGGUUUGACAUAAACACCCCUGACAACUUUGGGAGGACCUGUCUACACGCUGCUGCCUCUGGAGGGUGAGACACACAAUCUGCUUUGUCACUGUAAUCUUACAAUGACUCCACAUAUUCGGUUCUCACGUUAAAUGCAACUUUAACGUCAUCUCUUCCUCUUGCAGAAAUGUUGAAUGUCUGAACUUGCUCUUAAGUAGUGGUACCGACUUGAAUAAGAGGGACAUAAUGGGAAGGUAAGCUUGCACUCCUCCUUGUUAGCUCUCUGAAUCUCUGAGUACAUAAUACUGUUCUUCACAUGACCUCAUUUUCUUGCUCGCCAUCCUCGCUGUAGGACCCCGUUGCACUAUGCGGCUGCUAAUGGGAGGUACCAGUGCACUGUGACCCUGGUGAGCGCUGGCGCUGAGGUCAACGAGCCUGACCAGACAGGCUGUACUCCCCUGCACUACUCUGCCGCCUCCCAAGCCUUCAGCAGGUCCGAAUCAAACUCUCUCUUCUUAUUCACACGUUUUCUUUAAAACACCAGAAGGGAGUGAGGGAAGGCAGCAGACUCGCCUCAAGUCUGGCAGGGAGUCAAGUGUUGUCUCAUAAAAUUGAUUAACUGUUGAAAUAGUCAUGAGCAGGUUGAUAAUUGGUGCAUUAAAAGGACUUUGUCUUUGUCCUGACUUGACUCUGAUUUUAAUGCAAAACAUCUUCAGAUGAAAAACAAGUGAGAGACUGUAGAAAAUCUCUAUUUUGGACUGACCCCAAAAAGGCCUCCUGAGUCUGAGUGUUUCUUUUUCUCCUCCUCAGGGUUGAUCGUCAUUUUUCUGGGAACCAUCAGAACGAUGAGGACGAGGCAAAGGAAUCAUACUUGUGAGUUUUCCCUUCUUUCCCACUCCUCUGCUGAAAACUUUCAGGCCUCUAAACAUCAGUGUUUUUUUCCCCCCUUCUGCACACCAGCUGUUUGGAGCAUCUUUUGGACAACGGUGCUGAUCCAUCCAUGGUCAACUCGAAGGGUUACAGUGCUGUUCACUAUGCAGCUUACCAUGGCAACAAACAGAACCUGGAGUUGGUGAGUUUCACUUGAUUUAACAGACAAAACAAAGAAAUCCUCAUCCUUGAAGAGGUCCUUGAUAAGUUUUUGAGGACUUUAUAAAACAUAAAUCACUUCACUGUUUACCUUGUAACUUUAUGGUCACCUAUAUAUGUCUCAAAUGACAUGGACUCAUGCAAACACUUCCAAAGAUGUGACAGAUGAUGCUCUGGUGUUUAUUCUGUUGUUUCACUGAUGUCUGAGCAGGUCUCUCUGCAGGCUAGGCAUGAUCACAAAAAUAUGCAGAAAUAUAUAUAUUUUUUUCUCUUAAAUCUCUCCUCAGUUAAUAACUUGUCUUGUAUUUUUGUAUUUCAGCUCCUGGAGAUGUCCUUUAAUGCACUUGGAGACAUAGAAAGCAGUAUUCCAGUCAGUCCUCUGCAUCUCGCUGUGAGUCAAGCACUUAACAAUCUCUCUCUAGGUCAUCACUUCUCAUAAUGUCGGCUAGAGUUGACUGAAACCUCGUCGUCUUUUCCUCCGCUCCCUCAGGCUGAUAAAGGACACUGGCAGGCGCUGCGUGUGCUGACGGAGACUGCGGCCUAUGUGGACAUGCAGGACGCUGCGGGACGCUCCGUGCUCUACCUGGCCUCCCAGAAAGGCUUUGCCCGCUGUGUGGAGGUGCUGUUGGCUCAGGGGGCCUCCUGUCUCCUCAACGACAACCGCCUCAUGUGGACCCCAAUUCAUGUUUCAGGUAUACUGCAGUGUAGUUUUGUACCAUCAUGACCUUUCUGCAGAGUUAAAAGAUAAACAUACUUAUUUGUUUGUUUGGUUCAAGCUGCCAAUGGUCACUCAGACUGCCUGCGCAUGAUGAUCGAUUACGGAGAGGAGGGGGAUCUCAUCAACAUUGCAGACAAAUUUGGCCAGUGAGUUUGUUUCCUUUUGAAACUGUUGCUCCUAAUCAUAAACAAUAUAACACCUGAUGCUUAUUUAAUCUCUUCACAUCUGUAAUCGUCCCUUUGUCACACUUUUUUUUUAGGACUCCUCUGAUGCUCGCUGUCCAGGGAGGUCACACCGACUGUGUCCACUUCCUGUUGGAGAAGGACGCCUUGCCAGACGCCAAGGACAAGAGGGGCAGAACAGCUUUGCACAGAGGGGUAGGUCAAAAACUCUGCGUGUGGCCGCACAGUGCUGCAGAAUAUCAGACAUUCAAGCAAGACAGCGGAAAUAAAGUCCUUCACCUUGUUCCUGAUUGGCAAGUGGCACCAACUGGUCAAAGAAAACCUUUCUUUAUCAGCUAGUUUACUCUUGUCGUGGCCCCAAAUUACAAAAUAAACAUCAUACUAUAUUUAGUUCAACUUCUACCUUAACAUCUUUCGGCUGCAGAUAUCCUUUAGUCUGAAUUUUCCUUCUAGCUGACUUAGGAGGCAGCAGGGUAACUGUUCCGCUGUCUUAGCGUAGCAUCCCAGCUAUGUGACGUAACAUCUCGUUCCUCUUCAGAGGGCAUCUGUAGGAAUCACGUUGAAGUUUUUGUACAAGAACUAUUAUGUCAGAUCGAUGCAGCUUUUUGGAUUUUUUUUUAGCUUCAACACCAACCAGCUUACCCAGCCUUUUAGUCACUCCUGCGGGUCCUGGUGGGCUGCAGGUCUCUGUGCAAAGUUGAAAUAACAGUCUGACUCACAUUUAAAGGGACAACUCGACAGGAUUUUAACAACAAAAUGCAGUGGUAGCAGCAGAGCAGAAGUAAAGCAGUGAGAGGUCGGGUCACAGCUGGAAUUAAGAGUGCAGGGGUAAUGUAGCGCUGCAUUCAGAACUGUUUCUUCUAUUCAGCGUCUUUGAGUGUUUCUAGUUCAGCAGCCUUGAUGAAAAUCUUCACUUUGACUGCGGCGUUUGAUCUAAAUCCAGCUUUUACAUACUGUAGUCAGAUAAUAUACCUACUCUGAGUAUUUGCUUAAAAUCCUUUCUGAUAAGGAUAAGCUAUAGAUGUCAGAAUCUGCUGUCAGCACAGGGUUUAGGUUUCUUUUUUUAGACCUAAAUGGAACAUCUAAUAUUGUGGGUCAAGGUAGCAGGAGGUCAGAGACUUGAACAUGUGUUACAUUUAGCUUUAAAGUCCCAGUGUUGACUGCGUCCCUCUCCUCUUCCUGCUGCUCUUUGUCCAGGCCGUGUUGGGCCACGAUGACUGUGUUACAGCCCUGCUGGAGCACAAAGCUUCUGCACUGUGUCGGGACGUCCAGGGUAGGACACCUCUGCACUACGCUGCAUCCAGAGGCCACACCGAGAUCCUGGCCAGUCUGGUGCAGGCCGCCAUGGCAACAGACCCACAAGAUACACUGCUGGACAACAAACAAUACACCCCAUUACACUGGGCUGCUUACAAAGGUUUGUAUAGAUUUAUUGACCGUGAAUGGCCGAUCUGUAAAGCUGCUGAUGUUUACGAUUGUUUGAAACGCUGUGUGUUUGUUUGUUCUCAGGGCAUGAAGACUGUUUGGAGGUUUUACUUGAAUUCAAAACAUUUAUCCAUGAAGAGGGAAACCCUUUCACCCCCCUGCACUGUGCUCUGUGAGUAUCACCUCUUCAUAAACUCAAAACUUUGAGUCAAAAUAGAAAACUUUCUGCAGUUCAGGGAGAGCAAACAACCUUCAAAGUCAAUUGUUAACGCCUCUCUCUGGCUCACAGGUUGAAUGGCCACAGCGGUGCUGCAGAGAGGCUGCUGGAAUCUGCUGGGGUCCACAUGAUUAACACCAGAGAUGCCAAAGGAAGGUGAGUCUGCGAACAAAAGACCCGUUUAUGUGGGAACAACAUGAGGACAGCAUUUAUCCGUCUUCUCUGUUUUCAAAUAUUCACGCUCUGUCAACUCGUAGGACCCCACUGCAUGCUGCUGCAUUUGCUGAGGAUGUCGCAGGACUUCAGCUGGUGCUUCGCCAUGGGGCAGAGAUCAAUACAGUGGACAAAAGUGGACGCUCCGCUCUGAUGGUAGCUGCUGACAAGGGACACAGCGGAACCGUGGGUAAGACGCAGACCUGCUGUUCUUUUGAGAGUUCGGAAAACCUGUUGCGUCUCUUCUGUUAGCGUCGUUGACAGAUGAGGGUGUCUGUCUGCUGUUGCAGGAUAUGAUUGUUUUUGUGUCUUCCAGCCAUCCUCCUUCACCGGGCCAAGGCUGACCUGACACUGCUGGAUGAGAACAAGAACACUGCCCUGCACCUGGCCUGCAGCAAGGUAAACACAGCGAUUACUCAUCCCGUCAGAAACACAAAGCUCCACUUUCCCCCACUGUGUUUAGACUUCACUCGCCUAAACAAACACAGAUCCCGUUUCCAAGUCUUUCCUUAAAAGCUAAGCCAACAAUGACAGAAAAUGACCGUGUGUAACUUUCCUCUCCGUUCUGGUCCUCAGGCUCAUGAGAUGUGCGCCCUGCUGAUCCUGGGAGAGAUCCACAGUCCGACACUCAUAAACGCCACCAACAGUGCUCUGCAAAUGUGAGAAUCUUGGCUUAAAACUAAAAACCUUAAACGAUCAGCAGCUUUGUACUUCUGUCUUUAUGAUCUAAUGUCAAUCGAAGUUAUUUUAACGACACAGAUUUGCUGAUUUUGUCGUUCUGUCGAACAUCCUGUCUUUUCUCUGGUCUUCACGUUUGAUAAAAAUGUUCCCGAUCUGAAAAUAACAGGCUGUCAGACCGAUAGCGUCUCGUCUGGCUGUCUUUCAUCCUCUCCCUCGCUCUCUCUCGCAGGCCCCUCCAUCUUGCAGCUCGUAACGGCCUGGCUACGGUGGUGCAGGCACUGCUGAGUAGAGGAGCCACUGUGCUGGCUGUGGAUGAGGAAGGUGAGGCCUGAACAUGACGUGUUUGAUACUGACUGACUGGAUGAGCUGACAUGUUUAGAUUCGAUUUUCUUUGGAGUUUAUUUCUCUCAAUUCACAUUUUGGAAACUUCUUUUUUGGGAAGUCAUUUUUUCAUGGCUGUCUCUGUGCAGAGCAUUGUGGGAACUUGAGUCCAUGGGAAGCUGUAGAUUUUGAAACCUGCUUCUCAAGUUGAUGUGACCUCAGAGCUGCUGGGUUCACAGCUAACUGUGUGUGUCUGAGCAUAAAGUGAACUGUAGUGAACUUUGCUGGAGCAGCUGUGAGGUUGCUGGCCUCACUAAACAGUUAAAGACCAGAUUCAGGGCUACCCCCAAUGAUUGGAGAGGCAGGGCUUGUUUCUGGGCUUGUCAUAACCAAUAAUUCGUCCAAAUAAUCCUCAAUAAAACCAGUUUACGGGAUCAUAAAUCUCAAACAUGUUUGAGAUUUGUGAUCCUGAGUUGGACUGACAGUAUUCCAAGAGGGGAGCAGACUGAAGCAUCACCAACAGGGUGUAAAACUCGCAGCCAUGGCAGUGAGCAUAAACGGUUGUGCUCUGACGUUUGGGACUUUCUCUAUGUAGAAGUUUUGCAGUUUGCACAAUCUAGUUAAAAUUCAUAUAUUCAUGUAUAAUUUAAAUGUUUUAUCAUCUAGCAUGCAAGAGAGGCGAUAAACUGUCUGGGCUCUUAACUGUGGCCUCACUCUUUUUUUACGUGACCAUGUUUUAUAAAGUCUCAGUAUAUUUUAACAAGUUUGUGCAGCUUUUAAAAGUUUUCCUGAUGUAGCAGAAACGUUGUGUUGAAGUUGUGUAUGUGCGCUCAUAUACAUGUGUUUGUUAAACAGGCCACACCCCAGCCCUGGCCUGCGCUCCCAACAAGGACGUGGCCGACUGCCUGGCUCUUAUCCUCUCUACCAUGAAGCCUUUCCCCCAGCGGGACCCUUCCUCCUGCUCCUGCUCCUCCCCCACCGUCUCCCCCUCCCCGGGUCUCAACUUGCUGAAGCACUGCGGCAUCACCGCCACCUGCGCCCCCCUGCCGAGCAACGGCCUCCACAACGGCUACGUCAAAGACCGUCACGGUGCACCGGUUGGCCUGGACGGGUGUCUGUCUGAGUGAGGCCACACGCCCCCCUCAGUCAGCUGCUAUCACCAUCAUCACCACCAGAGGGGGGGAGGGACUCCCUUUAACAUGGCCCAGAGGACCAGGAGAGCACCCACCCACAUGUCUGUUCUGUGUAUGUAUGUGUUUGUGUGUCUGUGUGUGCGUGAGUGUUUGGUCUUCUCUUGAGGUGCAGUCAAACCUAAUAUGCAAUUAGAUCCCAUUCCUCCAUCUCCUGUAGUGCUUCAAACUUAGAGGCAGAUUGCUCUACAAGGUCACUCCGACAACAAAGUGGCAUCCAAAACAAACUUUAGCAAUCUGGCCAUCUGAAAUCAUUUAACCCUUUAAAACCAUGUCGACAUACUUAUAUAACCGACAUCUAAGAGCAUGGAAACUUCUCUGUACCCUCAACCCUCAACUUUCUCGCCAUAUCACUCACUAUCAGAGUCAUAUCAUGUCGAAUCAGCCAUGGUGACCUUGUAGAGGAUCAUACAGCCUUCCCAAAAGAGUGAUCAAAGAGUUUUUGUUUGUUUUUGAUUACUUUUUUUUUUCCUUCUCUUUUUUUUUUUUUUAAUUGUGCGUUAGCUUAGAUUUUUAUGAAGGAACCACACAAGGGAAAAAAAAAAAUCUAAAAAACUUUUUUUUGCUUAAGAGUGCAAUGCUUGUGUACUACAGUACAAUCCGCAAAUUUGGAAAAGGGUCACAAAGAAUUCCAUAGUGUACUUAAAACGUACGGCCUAGAAUUGUUUGGCAUUUUGAGAUAAUUUGGUAAUGCUGCUGAAUACAUAAGCGUGUCUCCUUCCAAAGGAGGGCCACGCUCGGGUCAGCAUUUGUAACAUCGAUUUGUUCUUAAUGCUGACUUCAUGUUUUAAAGAUGCUAAAUAAGUGUUUGUUAAGCUAGAAUGUUUCUAAGCAUAUAACUUAUGACCAAAGUUGAUCAACACUAUUAUGGCUAUAAAUUAUUUAUUUGAGAUGAACUGUACUGUAUAGAGAAAGACAAUAGAUCUUGAUAUACCUCGUCAACUCGUUUAGCAGCUGCUUCAUCUUCACCCAGGGUCCGUAGGCCUAAUGUUCUCUUUUUGUAGGACUGGAGAACUACUGUAGGAUAGUGACUGACUGAGGCCUUGUUUAUUAUUAGAUGAAGGCUUUACUAGUAAUAUCUGCCAACAACACCUCAUCAAAGCAUCAUAUAUCUGAGCACAUAAAAUGAACAAGCCAUUUCAAUUUAUUUCCCAUCUCUUUUAACAGUGUUUUUUUUUUUUUUUGAAAAAGUAAAAAAAAAAAGAUUUCAGAAUUUGAAAAGGCCUAACGAUCGAAAAGAGAGCGAUCAGUUUUGGUUUUUAGGCACUCAUAACUUUUUUUUUUCUCUUCUUUUCAUUCUUUUGUGUUUUUUUUUUUCUGAAGUCGAACUGGUCAUCAGCAUUGUGGUUUUUAACACGCUCUCACUAAAAAAAAAAGAGAUUUUUUGUUCUCUGAGCUGGUGAACUAGUCUUAAACAUCUAAUAACUCAUAUCUCAACCUCUUGGUGAUCAAUUUGAACAGAUAUGGAGUAUUUUCUGCUGUUUUUAUUGGGCAGUUUUCAAGCAAUAUUUUCUUUUGGCCUUUCUUUUGUUUAACCUUAUUGAAUAGACAAUCACUGUCACAAGGGCUUUUGUUUCCCUGGAAUGUGUUUUGAUUUCUUUUUUUUUCUUCUUUCCUCUUUUUUUUUUCUUCUCUUUUUAUUAUUUCAUGAAAAAAUUAACCUAAAGACUAAACGAAUGGCUCUGUGUGUGCUGGGCAUUUUACUGUCAGUGUCAACACAAAUGCACUGGAUUGCCUUUAUGGCAUCUCAUGAAAUGCCUUUUGACCCAUGCCUUCCGUAACACAUCAUUUCAGUUGGAUUGCGUAAUGGCAGCGUACGACGAGCCCUGAGACUGACUAUCUUUUCCACCUAUUUGAUUGCAGCGACAUUGAACUACGGUUGCACCAUAGUGGAAAAAAAAAAAAAAAACUGCCCGGCAUAUCUUUAUAUGUCCCGGCGUUAUCAAUAACUAGGGAAUUGAUAUCCCUUUAUAGAAGCAAAUAGGGCUAAGAGGAAAAAGGAGAGGGAUCUUUGCUUAGGCCAAUACCUGUUGUUUAGAUUUCAGGAAUAGCAGAAAUCCAAAUAUGUGCUUUUUUUGGUGUUUAUUUUGUCGUCUUUUCAUCCCAUUUCUGGUACUAAGCAUACUAAAGAUGAUUGUAUCGGACCACUAGAGCUGUUUGUGACUUUUAGAUGUUAUACCUAUGCUAUUUUUUACACCAUCUGCUGGUGGUUAAAUUACACUGAGUCAGAUUGUUUUCAUUGGUGUGAGAACUUCAUAUCCACUGGUAAUGAAGUGGCACAAUUGCACACAUUAGUUGACUGGAUGAGAGAUGAGGACCUAGACUAGGAUUAUGUUGUUAAAUCCCCCUCCCCCCCUGCGAAAAAUCUUCUUUACUUGAUUUCCUGAAGCUGACAUCAAGUUCAUUUCAGAGCGGCGAUUUUUCUCAGAGUUAGUGUCAUAGUUUCAUAGUUGGCAUUUCAAUUGACCUCAAUAACUUGAAAAGGAACUAAUUGGUGACCCCACAGCCUUUUUGUUCUCUUGAUCGAUUUCUAAUUUCAGGAGAGCACUUACAUUAUUACUAAUAUUAGCGAUAGGUACAUAAUAAUUUGUAAUCUCAGGAUCUGUGCUGAAGCAGCGAACAGAGUUUUAUUAAUCCAAUCAGAUCUCAGCGGGAAGAUUAUGUCGACUUUUAUUUUUUGGUGGGAUUUUCCAUAAUUUAAUUCCUUUUUAACCCUAAUCCCACAGCACUUAAUUAGAUAGUCAAGCACGCACUUUAGUACAUUCAGGUUCUAAGUGUGCAAAAUAGAGCAGAUGUUAAUGUAUGUACUUAUGUUUACAUGCAUGUGUGUUGCUGCUGCUGAAUACAGGAAGGAAAGGGUUGCAAAAGACAAGCAAAGGCUGCAACGAAAUUGUACUCUUAUGAUGCAUUAUUUAAAAAAAACAAGAAAAAAAAAGUGUCUCUAAAUACUUUGGGACAGUAUCCACUGCCCGCUGACUUCUUCUCUUGUGUUGACUAACUCUGGGCAAACAGCCCCGUGAAAAGUGACAAGGUUACAUUACCCAGCCUACUGUUAAUAACAGACUCUGGCCGAAGUCGCUUUAAGUCAGUGCACCUCAGGCAGGCUCCUUAAAAUACUCUACAUACUCUCUCUGCCAUCUGUAGGUGCUGUCUGUUCGGGCAGGGACGUUUUUUUCUCUCUUGUGAUGUCCUUAUCUGACCAGUAAACGGAGCCAUUGCCCCUGAAACUGUACAAGUCGGAACUGAUCCUUUUGUUGUAUCACAGUAUUCUUAUACAUGCUCUUCUUUUUUAUUUCAUGUGUGUGUACCAGUGAAAAAAUGAGUGAUUGUGCAUGGAGCUAGAUCACAAUUUUGAUAUACUAUAACGGUUGAUCAAGUGGAGCAUAUACAUUAUAUAUCUGGUACCAGAAACGGAAAGCAAUGAAAGGUCCAAUUGUAGCAAUAGAGAGUGUGUGUAACCGUGUGCAGCACAAAUAUUGCACUGCCAUCCAUUUAGGCCAAUUCACUAAAUCAUAGCAUAAAUGCCAAUGGAAGAUUUUAAAUGCGGGUUAGAUGUUAUAAUCUUUGGUCACAAAUAUGGCCUGUUUGCCAAAACGUGCGGAGAGGGAGAGCGAGAGAGAGAAGGAGAGAGAGAGAGAAAGAGGGGGGCGAACCCUCUUUUUAGUAAAGCAGCAAUGGAUUUAUGCAUAUGUUCAAGCAGUUUACAGUCUGACCAUCAAAUCUGAGCCAUGAAUUUUCUGACUGAAAUGAAUGUAGGGUCAGUUUAGAGCAGGACAAUUUGCUUUCUCCCGACUUUAAACUGUUGCUCUUCAUUUGUCUUGCGUAGAUAUGAUUACACAGGUAGCAUGUAAUAACCUAAUUCUCUACAUAUUCUACAGUAUGUGUAGUAGUCUUCCUGCAUUUGAGGGUCUGGUUAGGGUUUCUUUCUUUCUUUUUUCUUUGUUGGAAUAGAGGCCUGCUGUUGUGUUGUUAUCACUCUUCUUUCUCUCUACAUAUAUGAACAUAUUUGUGUGGAGUGUAGCCUAUAAGGUAAACAGAGGACAAGAGUUCAGAUGAAUUAAACAUUCAUGUUCAUCCAUUCCAUUGAGAUUGCCUUACAGUACAGUAAAACAAGAGGGACAAAAAGGUCUACAGUAGAUAUGAUCACACAUACUCGUAAAUAGCCUAUAUUUGACAGAAAUGCACCUAAGCUACACCCAUUUAGUGCCAUAGAAACCUUUAUUUGCCUUUAGACAUAAAUCAUUCUUACUUGGUCAGUAAUUUAUUCACAAGUAGGCAGGUAAUUACAUUUUUAUGUUCGGAGCUGCAUGUCUUUUCACCAGUUCUAUUAGUCAAAGAAACACUAUAUAAAUAUUUGCAUGGGAUAUAAGUACUUAAAUGCAAGUAUUCUGUUAAAAAAAAAUUAGGUGUUUGUACAAGUCUAUUGUAAAAUUGGAUAUUUUUGCAGAAUAUAGUUAGUCCCUUUGGUAUUGGCAAAGCAAUCCCUAGGCUGUGUGAUUUGUUUUUAAAGGGGUGGUAUUAUGCUUUUCACAUUUAGAACAAAAACUGCACAGUUGCAAUGUUUGGUGUCGAUAAUAGAUGUAUAAAAAGUUUUAAAUCAUGUGGUAAUUUUUGAAAAUACGGGACUCAUACUCACUAGAAUGCUUGCGUAUGUAUUCAAAGCUGUUUCUCCACUGUGCUAGUUGAACAAAAUAGAAGGGGCAGGGCCAGAACAUCUAGCUCUGCCCGCCCAAUCAGAAGAAGGCAGGCUUGUGGAGGAGGGGCCUUAAAGAGACAGCAGCUCAAACUGAAAUAAUGGUAGUUUAAUACACCACAGUGAGCAACAGGAGGCGAUUUUGAUCAGAAAGGAAGUACAGAGUUUUAAAACAAUGCAUAAUACCCCCUCUUUAAACAAGGUGGUUUAUAAUGUGUGUUACCAGGAGGAAAAAAAACAUUUUUGAUGUCCAAAAAAGAAGCAUGGUAUAUUCAGUAUAGAAUUGAUUUGCCUCAACAGAUGUCUCGGUUCUUACUUGAAGUAAAUGGCAAAUUUCAAUUCAACUCUCUGAUCCACUGUUGAGCCUUUUGCCUUAAAAAGCUGAAAAAAAGGAAAUGAUACCUGGCAGUACCUGAUAAGUUGCAUCGCGGCGGUGUAGAGUUCUGCUACUUGGUUGGAUUGCUUGAACUGAAAAAAAAAAAAAAGCAAAUUUAGGUCUCACAGAUGCCUUCGGGUGUCGAGAAGCACACAAAUCAAUUGAGGUAGCACAUAGCUCAAGGUUGCCAUGGUGCAGAGAUUGUCGUGACAGGUUAGGAUAUCGCCAUAUUUGCCACUGUGAAUGAAUGAAUUCAGAAUUCACUCGAAAAACAAUCAAACGUUGGCUUCACCGUCAUCCAGAGCCAAAUGACACUGGGGAGAGAAGUGGUGUACCUCAAGAUUUAAAAAGAAAAAAAAAACAAAAAAAGAUGGAAAGGAAAUUCUUAUGAAAAAUGCUUGUACAGCUAUGCUAACAAAGAGUUCAAAUCUUGUGAUCCAUCUUGUCGUGGGUAGUGUAAUUCUGCUUAAACCAGCCUAAAUCAGAGAUGUAUCUAUGCGGAAGUGUUAGAUUAGUGUCGGCAGAUGUCUCAUGUUUCCUACCUUACAAAGGGGGCAGCAAACUGCACCUUGUACUUUUUAUUGGACCUGCAGUUUUUACCUCAUCAGUGAUAUUUUGUGUGACGACGCUGACAUUUAUCCUCUGUGAUCUGUUCUUGUUUCUCCUGAUGCCAGUUGUGUAGAUUUCUCUCUUACGGUGUGUGUGAGUGACUCCUUAAUAUAUGCAUGUGGACCCCGAACAUGCACAAGUCCCUUCUUUUUUAAGACAGAAACACAUAGUUACCCAACAUGUUUCUCUACAUUACAACCAACAGAUGAGUCUGUUAUCUGGUGCAGGUCAUAUAGCGUAAAGGGUACAGUCUAUUCAAGGUGGGAAAUGAAGGUAGCUACAAAACUUUACCUCUUGUAAGUCAAAACAAUACAAUUACACUGUAUGACUAAAGCUAGUUCGACCGCCUUCCCUGCCUGAACACUUGGUUAUUAAUUUCCCCCCACCAUUAGGACCUGUGUAAUAUCGAGCACAGUGGUGGCAUGGUGCCUUUUAUUUGUUACUACCGAAAGGUACGGUCUUCCAUUUGUAUUUCCCAGAAGCCUUAUAACGGGAAAAAGGAAAUUACACUGAACGUACAGUAGAGAGGCUCAUAUUCCCUCUGAGCAGGAUUAUUUCCACCCUAUGAGAUCUGAGUCAUAAGAAUAAAAAGCCUAAAUACACUCCUUCUGUUUUAUUCUGGGUUUCAUGACGCAUCUCAGCGACUGAGUGCUCCCUUCGGGUGGCAGAUCAAAUUGCACAUAGUCGAUGCGAUUUAGGGCACAUCAAACAUUGAGUGGAUGGGGAUCAAAAGUAUGAAAGCACAAAUCCAAAGAAGGCACCUCGGGGCUCAAUCGGCUCCCUGAACAUCAGAGCGAAGGAGCCGGUAGACGACCAAAUUUAGGCAAAGAUUAAGACGACUCUGAGCGCUUCAGAUCAUGAGGUUUGAUUGUCAGUAACACAUUAACUGUAGAAAGACCAUCGUCUGGAAUUUCAGAGCUUCUUCUGAUUCUGCUUUUCAUUUCUAUGGUUUUCAUCAACGCUAACAAAGCUUAACCAAGUUGUGAAAAAUGCGGUACCUGCAUUCAAGAUCAAGAUUUUAGGCGAGCUGUUUGUUGUGACUGUGUUGCGAUCUGAUUGUAGAGAUUGUUUUUGUGUUUCAUUUUUUUAGGAUAGACCGAUUUUACGAGUAGGGUUGCAGUAGUAGCUGUGUGCAGUGUUAAUAACAGUGUGAUCAUACUAUAGAAGUGACGUAACAUUUUGUUGUCUUACUGCGACAUUAAGGCAUGAAUCAUCUUCUCUCAAGCUGACCUCGUUUUGAAAUAGACAAAAGAUAAAAAGUGCAAUAACUUUUUGUUUAUCAUUGCUUCCUCGGUUGGAAAAAAUAUUUAAUAUGCCCUUUUUUCUUUUUUUUUGUUAACACCAAAAGUCACUCAUCUGUAGCAAAUGAAGGAUUUUUCUCGGUCCUCUUGUUUGUGUUCAGAGAGGUGGCGUUUGAUAGUGGAGUGUUUGAUAUUCCAUUCUGAAAACUGUGAUCAAUGUCCAAGUUGAAAAGCUGCCUGCUCAGAGAAAGGACUGUGCACAAGUUGACUGAUAGAUUCGAGUAGGUGCAUUAUUUUUUUUUCUUCUUCUUACGGAUGGACUCUGAUGGUAUUGUAGUUUGAGCUUCUGGUUUAUAGCCGGUAGACAUGUUCAUUUGCAUGUGUAGAUGUGUAUAUGCAUCCUCUUCCUCCUUGAAUGAAAUGUUUUCUCAAAAAUAUUUAGACCUGCUGUCAGUGAUGUAUGCGGAUAAAAGGAAAUAUGAAAAUGCCUUAUAUUUGUUUUUUAAUGUUCAGCAUUAAGGGUUCUUACGUGUCCCUCCCUUUUCAACGUGUAGCCUAAAGCUUGUACAGAUAAGAAACUCAUGAGAUUUAUAUCUACUGUAUAGCCUAUGUGUUUUCUGAAUUUGUUACUCGGAGGUCCUUGUGAUUGUGGUUUUAGAGAAACAUUCCCCUUGAAAGUGCCGUUUGUUUUCACCAGCAGGAGGGUGUGUCUUUGAGGGAGGAGGGGGUGAAAUGUAUUUACGAGAAGGAAAACAAACACUUUUCCAGUGUUUACUGUUGAACCUGUUGAACUGAAUGACACAAAGUAUUCGUGCAGGUGAAACAAGGCAGCAAUCUUCUGGUGGAGCACCUUAUCUACUCGCUCCUUCUGUGAGCCCACGGUGGAAAUAGUCUCACCCGAGCUUGAUUACUCUAAAGCAGAGCCAUAUCAGAGAAUUUGCCCAUUAGGAGCCCCUUUGAAUGUGCUAUUAGGAAUAGCCUACUGUAGGAAAGGAUGUAUUCUGCAUGUUCUGUGACAUUUUAGUAGUACCUUUUCAUGUUUUUGUUUCUAGUCCGCUGCACUGUAGAUGUUGCCACCUCAUUGCAACUCACAAGCUUCUAACAAUCCUCUCACAACUGGACUUAAAGCAGGCAUGGAUCUGCUGCUGAGGCAGCCUUAAUUCAUUACAAAUUAAAGAAGAGAGGGAGAGAGAGAAGUCGACGAUGGGUUGCCUGUUUUACUUUGAGUGGCUUAUCUGGGGAAAUACAAAAGGGCCCUUUAUCUUUAGGGGAAGGACUCUGAAUCAGGGCAUGUGAUGAGUUACAAUCAAAAAGUUUCACAGUGCACCUUCACAGAAAAACUUAAAAAAAAAAACUAAAAAAAAUGACAAAGUUGGCUCGUCCACCCAACAUUCCAAAGUUGAUCUUAUUUUCCCCCACAGUCCUGUCCCGCUGAUUGAGGAAGUUUUUCUUUUCUUUGCUGGUGAAUGAAGUGGGCAUGUGUGUCAAUGACAGGGUUCCCUAUUUAGCCUGAUUACCUCAUUUACAAAUCUGCAAAUAUAUACUACUACUCUACUGUGUGUAAAGGAGUCAAUGCCAUCACCAGCAGCGUGGUCUCUCGACCUGUGAUGACAACAGGACCAAUGAAGUUACUCCGUUGAAUGAAAUUAGCCAAUUUUUAGAAUAUGAUUAGUCUGGAAUUAUGUAUAGGGUUAAGACAGGAUUAAAUUAUUUUAAGGCACAGUGGGCCUCUUAAAUAUCCUGAGUUAGUUCAUCCCCACAGCUGCUACGCCAGUCUACGUCGGACAAAAUCAGGAAAGCAUCCGAUUCAGCUUUGAGAUUUUUCCGAAUCUUACUUCAGUGUCGGAUUGUAUUUUGAAAUAAAGCUCAAAUCCGACACACUGCUCCUCACGUACGCGGACUGGAUUAGCAGGUGCUGGCGCUAGCUCGGUUCGAGAAGUCGAGCUGGUGAACGCCUGGUGUCUCUCACCAUUAUUUAGGCAAACGAUCACGUUAGCAUCACUUGCUGUUUUUCAGUAGCAUUUCUCCUACCUCCUUGUUUUGCAGCCUUGAGUAUUGUUUGUCUCUCCGCCUGUUUGAUUAAAGAAAAAAAAACUAUUCACAGUACGGGAAUACAGAUUUAUCAUAAGCAAUGGUAGUUAUACAUUAAAAAAAAAGUGUGCUUGGUUGUGCUGUAUGUGUAUAUGUCUAUUUGACGUUGAAAAAAUAUUUAUGAGAAGCAUUUAUACGACAAAAUACCACUGGAAUGUGAAGCCAGACAAUGUUAUGAUGCAGAUUCUGAUGAUAGUCUAUCCCCCUUUAACAUUCAGUGGCGAAUGGUCAGAGGAUCCAUCUUUUUAGGAAUCAAUAACCAUGCAUUUGCUUUUCUUUUAACACUGUCGUUCUUUGGUUGUGUGUAUAUUGCCCUGUCUAGCCCUAUAGUAUAAAUCAUUUCAACGUUUACAGCUUCAUUCUGGGUCGGCCAAUUCACACCCUGCAGUUGUAAUGAUACCACAGGUUGUCACAGGAACGUUUUUAAGCUGGGUUUGUAAUUCUGUACGAGGGCGAGUCUGAGCCCCUCAAGCCGUAUGCCUUUGAAUCCAUCAGUCCACUCCGAACCAAAUUCUGCUACACAGGCGUCUGUCUCCACACUGCCCUGACAUUUCAUGUUCAGUUUGACUACAAGGGGUACAGGACAAGGUGAAAGGUUUGAGGUUUUCUGACCAGGCGCCCCCCACACCCAAAAACACCACCCCGUAAUCCCCUGAACCCAUCGCCUAAUCCAGGACAGGACCAGCCCCACUUCCCCCCCAGUCUCACCUAAACCUCAAGCCAUUCAUUUUUUCUGUUUUAGUUUUUUCGACAAUGCAAUCCUGAAAGCACUUUGCCUUGUUAUUCCUUUGUGUGAACAUGUGAAUGAUAAUUUGUUACAAAAUGUUAAAUAUGUAAAAGAUCAUUCACUGUUUUGGAAAAACCUGCAUCUGUCUUUCUGACGUUAAAAGAAAAAAAAACAAUUUAGUGACAUUAAACCUGAAUCUAUUUUAUAAAAUGUUUGCUGCAGCCAAUUGGUCUUGUCAUUCAGUAUUGUGGCUUAGGGUUGUUUGUGUUCAAUAAAGUGCUAUUGCUAAAUAUG
Xyrichtys novacula (pearly razorfish) is the source of this 28235-nucleotide messenger RNA. Lineage: Eukaryota; Metazoa; Chordata; Actinopteri; Labriformes; Labridae. The record is from the annotation of a GenBank genome assembly.